GCCUGCGCAGUGGGGCGAGGCCGGGGGCGGGGCGCGGCGGCUGUCAGCUGACUGUGGCGGCGGCGGCGGCCUCGAGGUGACAACCGUCCCCGUCACAGGCUCCGGCGGGGGCGCAGGAGGUCGCCCGGCGCGUCGUUCUCGGAUCGGCGAGGCCCACGGCCGGCCGCAGCACCAUGGCGACCACCGUCAGCACUCAGCGCGGGCCGGUGUACAUCGGCGAGCUCCCACAGGACUUCCUCCGCAUCACGCCCACUCAGCAACAGCGGCAGGUCCAGCUGGAUGCACAGGCGGCCCAGCAGCUGCAGUACGGAGGCGCCGUGGGCACCGUGGGCCGGCUCAACAUCACCGUGGUCCAGGCAAAGCUGGCCAAGAAUUACGGUAUGACCCGCAUGGACCCCUACUGCCGCCUGCGCCUGGGCUAUGCGGUAUACGAGACGCCCACGGCGCACAACGGCGCCAAGAGCCCCCGCUGGAACAAGGUCAUCCACUGCACGGUGCCCCCGGGCGUGGACUCCUUCUAUCUGGAGAUCUUCGAUGAGAGAGCCUUCUCCAUGGACGACCGCAUCGCCUGGACCCACAUCACCAUCCCCGAGUCCCUGCGGCAGGGCAAGGUGGAAGACAAGUGGUACAGCCUGAGCGGGAGGCAGGGGGACGACAAGGAGGGCAUGAUCAACCUUGUCAUGUCGUACGCGCUGCUGCCAGCUGCCAUGGUGAUGCCACCCCAGCCCGUGGUCCUGAUGCCAACGGUGUACCAGCAGGGCGUUGGCUAUGUGCCCAUCACAGGGAUGCCUGCUGUCUGCAGCCCCGGCAUGGUGCCCGUGGCCCUGCCCCCAGCCGCUGUGAACACCCAGCCCCGCUGUAGCGAGGAGGACCUCAGAGCCAUCCAGGACGUGUUCCCCAACGUGGAGCAGGAGGUCAUCCGCUCUGUGCUGGAAGCCCAGCGAGGGAACAAGGACGCCGCCAUCAACUCCCUGCUGCAGAUGGGGGAGGAGCCGUAGAGCCCCCGCCUUGCUGCCUGUUGCCCAGCUCUGUUGCCAGCCCGGUUUCCCCCAAGGAAUGCUGUCCCAUCAAGAUUUCCGUGAAAGAGCACCUGUGUCGCCCCGCCACAGCCACGUCUGUGCCACCCCGUCCACACCUGUUCUGGGGAUGCAUGUGGAUUGUCGGUUCCCGGCGGCCCAGGACUGGGCGGGGCUCCCCUCUCGUCUCGUGUUGGGGGGUCUCGGCACGCUCCUGUCCCCGGGACUUGCGUCUCCCCUUCUCUACUGUUCUGGAAAAUGGUCUUGCUGUUGAGAGCAGCUGCUUCUGCCAGGGUGUUGGGUGCUGGAGGUCGCCGGGCGCCUGCCUGUCUGAUUCGAUUCAUGGCAUUUUGUUACGUGACAGUUGGAAUAGAGCUGUUCAUUUAAGGCAUACACAAUCCCUCAUACUGAUUUGUGGGUGUUUUUUAGAACUUCCCGGUCAAAAACUCAAGCCCUUGCCCUGACGUGCUUUGCUGUGAGCCUGGCCCCUGCCCAGGGCUUGGGUCUGGUGAGUGGAGCCGCUUCUUCCUGUGGAAGGCCUCUGACCUUGCUGACCUGGCCACUGUCCAGCCAGCCUGUGACAGACUGCAACCUGAAGGCAAGAUGAACCCCCACCUGGCCUGAGGAAGGGAGCCUGGCAUGGUCACCUGGGUGCUGUGUGAUUGCCACCCGGCAGGCAUUUGAAGCGGGGCCCUUCGCCCACCAGAGGCUGCUGUCCGUCUCCUGCCGCGCUCACGCCGGCCACGGGGGGCCUCUUUUCAACAGGCCUUCCAAGGGUGGGGCGGGAGGUGAUAGAGGCAGCACUGUGCGUGUUUCUGAGAGGGUGUGGUGGCACUGCCAGCUGACUGCUGACGAUGGCCUUGGUUCAGUGUGGCGAGGGAGGCCUGGCGAACGUGGCACUGGAAGGCUUUCUGAGUUAGGAGGGGUACCCGCCUGCCUGGGCUCUGUGCAGCAUCUUGGCUCACAGGACAGCUAGAAGAUGAAAAUCAGAAAUCCCAAAGCUUAUCAAACGUGGCGCACUUUGACCCGCAUGCCGGCGAGACUCCUGUGUGCACAGCUGCGUGCCCGUGGGGUUCGAGGCUCGUGUCUGCUCCCAGCCUUUGGACAUGCGUCCUCUGAUAGGACAGAGAAUGCUCACAGCGGGCCUUCCGUGGAAGAUCAGGCGGGCGAAGUGAGUGCUUUCAUUUUAGUCUUUUUCUCCCUCUAAAAAAGAAGUUAAGUUUUAGUGUCAGCUGGAAAAUAACUGCUUUCUGCCACCUGUUGGUGGAUUUUGUUAAAUAUAUUGUUCAUAAAUAUUUAUUUUUGUAAACCUGUAGAAGUGUGUGGUGGCUGUGGGGAGGGCCGGUGGCAGCAGAGGCCGGCCACUCAGACGGAGGCCCUGGGACUCUGUCUCAGAUGGCCUGGUCCUGUGCCUGUGUAGAUUUCUUCUCCAUUGGGAAUGAAGGUGUCAGGCAGGACUGGAACGUUUCAGAUGCUGUGUUCCGUGAUAUUAGCGACUCUAACCUGGGACGGGCCACGGGCCACGGGCCACAGGCCACGCUGGGAGGCCUCACUGUGCUGGGGUGUCGGCGACCUGGUGCCCAGGUGUGGCCACAAGCGUGGGUUUCUGCCUCCGCAUUGCUGGGGUGCAGUGAGACUGCCACACGCUUGCACGUGUGGUUCUGUGGCUGUCUGCUGACGAGGGCGUGGCCCCUGCUGCCGGCUCCUGGAGCAGCCCGUGUGGAGCCCCGGGGGCCGGCCUCACUGGAGGGAGCAGCACCUUCGCCCAUGACGCCACGCCGGCCACCAUCGCUUAGUUUUCUUUUUCAUGAACACUUUAUUUUUUUAAUAGAUAAGUCACAUUUUAUAAGGCCUUUAAUUAAAUAAGAUUGUUCUUUCUUUCACUUGAUGCUUCAUUUCCUGUCUGAAGUCUUACUGCACGAAGCUGCUUGCUGAUCCCUUUGAGGGUCCCCAGAAUCAGCCGUUUCACAUCCCCCCGCCCCCUCCCGUGUCCGGUGUGGAUGAGGUAGUAGCACUCAGGACAGGCUUGUUCGCUGGCUCAGAGGGGAGGCCGCAGUGGGUUUGGGAGCUGGGCUGAGGCCCCUGGUGCCUGAGGGCUGAAGAUGCAGGCCGUUGGCCAGCUCUGUGGCAGCAGUCACUGAGGACGGCCUGACCGGGCCAUCUCUGAGCCCAGGGCGGGGCCCCCGUGGCAUGGCGCGGCUGUGUUUUCCUCUGCUGGGCAGAUGCCGGUGGGUGGCGUCAGAGCCCAGGUGUUCUGGACCUGUGUGGCCUGGGGCCUCAGGCUUGUCGGGGACUGCGUGUGUGGCGAGGGCACCUGGAAUCACUGGACGCUCCUGCCUAUCCUCCCCUCUACAGAUGCUGCCCAGACGCUCCUGCCUCCCCUCCCUCUCCCCAGCAACCUGCAGAUGCUGCUGGGACACACCCUCCUUCCCUCCCCCCUGCAGAUGCUGCCCGGAGGCUCCCGCCUCCCCUCCCCCCUGCAGAUGCUGCCCUGAAGCUCCCGCCUCCCCUCCCCCCUGCAGAUGCUGCCCUGAAGCUCCCGCCUCCCCUCUCCCCUGCAGAUGCUGCCCUGAUGCUUCCGCCCUCCCUCCCCCCUGCAGAUGCUGCUCUGAAGCUCCUGCCUCUCCUUCCCCCUGCAGAUGCUGCCCUGCAGGGUGCCCGAGGGAGGGGUCUCAGAACGUGAGCUUCCGAUUAUUUUAUUGGGGUCCGUUGUCCAGAUUUUUCUUUCAUUGUAAAAUAUAUUUUUACUUUUUAGUCUUCUAAUUUAAUAAAUGAUCCAUAUAAAAAUAGAGAAAUAAAGUCCUUUAAGGGAA
Saimiri boliviensis boliviensis (Bolivian squirrel monkey) is the source of this 3829-nucleotide messenger RNA. RefSeq names its product toll interacting protein (gene TOLLIP). Gene Ontology annotation, cellular component: cytoplasm. Gene Ontology annotation, molecular function: ubiquitin conjugating enzyme binding; ubiquitin binding. Gene Ontology annotation, biological process: ubiquitin-dependent protein catabolic process. The record is from RefSeq and is a predicted model, not a curated record. NCBI's taxonomy places the organism in Eukaryota, Metazoa, Chordata, Mammalia, Primates, Cebidae.